UAUGAAAUGACUAACAAAAUUGGAAAAGAAAAAUAAAAUUUGAUCCUAGAAUUGUAAACAAUUACUCCCUAUUUAAUUUGGAAGGGAUAGUAAAAACCUAUACGUUAGAGGUAGAAAUUGUGUGACUGUGAGGAAGGAGAAGAUUGAAGAGGUAGAAAUUGUGAUAGGAAGGAAUACGAAAACAGGACUCGGAGAAUUUUUCCAAUGGAGAAACAACGGCGGCCUUGCGCCGCCUGCUUCAGAGAUCUUCUUUCCUGCUACUCUCCGGUCCAUCAGAUGAAGCAGUACUAUAGAGUUGGGGUUCUUGACAAUUGCUAUGAUAAAUGGAGUGCUCUUUCUGACUGCUUGAGAUCCAAAAAGGUGGAGGGGAACAUAAAGAAGCCUCACAUCUGGACUUUUCGAACUCCAGAAGAAGCAGGAAGCCAUUGGAAUCUGCUCUUUGGCCACAUUGUCAAUAAGAAAAAGAAAUAAAGUUGCAGUCAGUAGUAGUUUAGCUGAAGCAAAAGUAAUUUUUUUUCCAUUGGUAAGUUACUGGUUUUCUUUUAUUGGAGGGAAUGAAUUCUUAACUUGAGAUGGUGUUAAUCGUUUAUUCCAUCUUAAAGUAAGGGUCAUUUUCUUCUGCAAGAAGAGAUCACUUUUUCAGUUCAACACUUGUGUUUAUUUUUUAAUCAUAUUUUUCUGAGGGGCUUUGGGAGUUUUGGGGGUGGGGGGGGUUGGAAAAAGAAAAAGUAGUAGUAGUAGUGAAAAACAAUUAUGAUGAAUGCAGAAUUCCUAUAUUUGCUUUUGUAUUUGAACCCAUAGUCUCUGGGAAACAUCUCUACUUCAAUUUUUUUAGUAGGGAUAAGUUUUGGGUACACCAUCUUUUCAGAUUACUUUUUUUUUUGGGAAAGGAAAGCCCUAUCCCCGAGGGCUCUUGAGACCUGGCCGGACGGUCACUGAGAAGAGGUAUAUUUGAUUUUGAUUGCAGAUUGGUGGUAGAGAAUAGAGCCUGCACCUAGUACUUGUAGAGACCUUGUAUUUAGUUGUCAGGAAUCAAAUUCGUGUCUACCUCUUGGCACUUCCUGCCUUUGCCAACUGCGCAACGCUCGUCGACUAUUUUUUUUAUUACUCGUAUUUCAUUGAGAGGUGUAAAUAUACCUAUAUUCUUGUA
Messenger RNA from Cuscuta campestris, 1150 nucleotides. NCBI's taxonomy places the organism in Eukaryota, Viridiplantae, Streptophyta, Magnoliopsida, Solanales, Convolvulaceae. The record is from the annotation of a GenBank genome assembly.